This is a messenger RNA of Daphnia magna, 6312 nucleotides long. RefSeq names its product alpha-catulin (gene alpha-Catr). Gene Ontology annotation, biological process: Rho protein signal transduction; cell adhesion. The record is from RefSeq and is a predicted model, not a curated record. The transcript is spliced from 13 exons. NCBI's taxonomy places the organism in Eukaryota, Metazoa, Arthropoda, Branchiopoda, Diplostraca, Daphniidae. Bases 1798 to 4566 code for a protein of 922 amino acids. Gene Ontology annotation, molecular function: cadherin binding; actin filament binding.
ACACUGUCAGCGUCGCUGCUACUUGUACGUUUGGUUUUCUGCUGCUGCUUCUACUUGUGCUGAUUCUCAAACUAGUGCUACGAAUGCCGCUGCUACAGCUGCUUCGUCAGUAUAUACGGCACUGCGUGAGGCUUGAUGUUGCUCAUUCGGCGUCGAGUUUCUGUUGAAAGUGGUGAGCCGCAGGAACGUGCAAAAGCUUUCGGUCGCAGUGAGAAUUCCUUCACCGAGCUGGGUAUUUUGGGAAGAAAAAAAAAAGAGAAUAAAAGAAAAUAAGAAAAAAAAAACAAUAAAAGGAGAAGAAGAAGAAGGCACAAUAUACUUUACACAAAGGACAGCCAACAGUCGUUGUUGGUGUGGGGCAAAGAUGUAAAAAGCCAAACUUAUCUUUCGGAGAGUGCGUUUAUCGCGUUUACAAAUGCGUAGAAUCGUUCGCGCUUGUCAACCUUUCCCGGCGCCAGUAACAACAUGAAAUCAAACGGUAGUGCAACAACAGUCUGCGUCAGCGCUAGAAGUCAGUUUGGAACGUGUUGACUUAUGCUGUUGCUUUAAACAAUUUCUUUUUCUUUUUGGGGGGGAAGUUUUUUGGGUUUUUUUUUUUUUUUUGUUGCAAGAUUGCAUUUGAAUUCGAUUUCGAUGUUGAUCAGGCGGCGGCAAACCCAUUAGGUAUUGAACGAUGCACUUUUGGUGAGAGGUUGUGAGUGCGCACGAUGGAAGAGCAGCCAAGGAUAAAAUAGGGCGUGGUGUUAUCGUUAUUUAUUUCCUUUUUCGUGUCGACUAACUCAGAUGAUAAUGGAAAUUUUAAUUCUGCGGCAAGCGCUGUCCAUUGGGUGGCAGGGAAGGUUCACCAGCGCAGUCGUUUUCUUUCUGCGUUAGCUAACCAGAUUGGAAAAGUCUGAACAGAUGUCGGUACUGUGGUAUCGCGUUAGCAUGUGCCUUUGCUAAUGUCUGUGCACGAGUGUCCGUCUGUUGUGCUUCUAGUGUCUUCUGCAUCUCUUCUGUGCCUUCCUGAAGCACUUGAGGACGACCGAUACACAAUCCAGGCUGAACAGAUACUUACCUUCGCCGUGCAGUUGGACUGUGCACACACUCACUUCUGUAGUUUUCAUGCCUGUAGACGGACGGAUCAGCUGGACUAUGGAUUGCUGUUGCUGCUACCGGUCUCGAUCGAUAUAUAGAUACCGAGUGCUGCCCUCUUUUCUAAUACGUUCGCCAGCUGAAACGUUCGCCAGAACCACCACGGCAUCCCGGCGAGUGAAUCAUCGUUACAACUACGAAAAAUAAUAGCCCAAGGAAGACAGAGAGAAAACUCAAUUUGAAUAAAACGAAUUGGUAAAGUGAGAAUUUAAAAACAAACAGUGAUAAAAAAAAAAUUUUAAGACAAGUGCGCAAAUCGAAAGUACGGAAACAACAAACUCAUGAAUUUGAAUUGAACUGAAGGAUUCACACGGGGGAUUUUAAAUCUGCCCCGUUGGCUGUAUGAGCUUAUGCAAAUCCAGUCCAUUUUGAUUCACAUCAAAUAGGCGACCCGAGACGAACCUGAGUGCGUACAACCGAGAAUCCAUUACUGCUCUGCUAUAGAAAUACACGAGUAAAAAAAAAAAAGUGGGGAAUCGCACAACCGGCAGUAUCUUAGCAUUUUUUUUUCCUUUUUUUUUUAAUAACUUAAAUUCACCAACUUUCCAAAGCAGUCGCAUUAUUCUAACCCACAAUUAGGCCCUGAAUACAGCCAAUGGUUUAUAAAGAAGAAUUUGUUCGUCAACUAUUUAAACGUGCUAAGUGGUCAAACUGAGUGGUACCAUGGCUUGCUCUUCUUCUAUAGCUACUGGUGUCACUCAUGUGGCCACAUCAUCUUCGUCAUUACCGGCUGCCCCGGCUGUCUCAUCCAAUGCCCAAAGUGGUAUUUGUUCAUCCUUCGCCAGCCACAACCCUCGGCCACCGGAACGUCACAACCUGCAAAUCCAUACGAAGAGUAUCGAGCAAACACUCAUACCACUUGUCACGCAGAUUACGACGCUGGUGUCGGCUCCCGAUCGACCUUUGAAGGCUGAGCGCUCCCGCCGAGCAUUGGGCCGUGUUGGCCGAGCUGUCCAGGCUGCUGUCGAACGAUUUGUAUUGGUUGGUGAAACCAUUGCAGAUGACAACAGUGAAAUCAAGCUCGAUAUGUAUGAGGCCUGCAGGGAAGCCCGCCAAGCAGGAAUCGCCAUUGAAAAGCUUUGUGAACUGCAAUACGAUGAAGCGCAAUCCUGCUGCACGGACGGAGAAACAAGUCCAUCAGGUGGAAGCGGUUCGAUUGUCGGAAACUCUGCAAUUGCAGACAAAGGUUCAAUGGUACGAGCCGCCCGAUGUCUCUUGGCGGCUGUCACCCAAGUUCUCCUACUGGCUGACACUAUUGUCGUCAAACAGCUUCUACAAGCCAAAGAUAAAGUGUCGAAUACACUUACCCGUUUGGAAGGGGUGAACAAUUUCACGGAGUUUGUUAAAGCCUUCAGCCAAUUUGGAAAUGAAAUGGUCGACUUUGCUCACGUGACGGGAGAUCGUCAGAACGAUUUGAAAGACGAGAGGCGGCGAGCUCAAAUGAGCGCUGCCCGAACCAUUCUUGAACGUUCCACGCUUAUGCUUCUCACUGCCUCAAAGACGUGUUUGCGACAUCCAGAAUGUACAUCGUCUCGAGAAAACCGUGACACUGUUUUCUGCCACAUGAGACGUGCCAUUGAUCUCGUUCAUUACGUUGUCAAAGAUGGUCUUUUACAAACCAGCAGCGACCAUGCAAGCAACGACGUGCGCCCCACUGGAAACGGUUCUAGCUCUUCACCAGCGCCCAACCAACCCAAAGAGGAUUGGGACGUCUUGUUAACGGCGUGUGGAGCAAUACAGCAACUUGACGACUCCGUGGAGAUGACACGGCUUACAUUGGCUCCAACGGCUUGUCGCGAACGUUUGACUUUGGCCCUGAACGCAGCCAUCGAACGAACGCAAGAUUUCACCGAUUCGGCCUACACAUCACACGAACACCGCGAAAACAUACUGCUCCUGUGGGACCGGGUUAGGUCGGGGCUAUCUCACGUCAUUCGAGCCGGAAUAAAUUUGGAACAAAGAGAAAGGCAUUCGCCAACAGAAGAGCUUGAAACGGCCAUCAGAACGCUGUUGCAGUGUACUCAGGAAUUACGACUUCAACUGGAACAAACGGCUUUGGAACAGGCAGCAGAUCUAUUGGCCUCGUCGAGGGAGGAUGCCGAUUUGAUAGGCCAUCUUCGGGCAGCCGCCAUUUCACUUGACGGUGACAGGUUCGAUGAAUGCGGUGAGCGCUUCCAAGAGCACGUCGAUCAUCUGCAAGAAGUCUGUAAGCUUCUGCGUCACGUGUCACCGACCGAAGCCCAUCAAGUUCAAGCCAAGUAUGCCGAGAUCACCGUUCGCAUUUAUGGACCUCAAAUGCUGACAGCCACUCAUACGCUUUCGCUUUAUCCCAAUUCCAAGAUUGCCAAAGAAAAUUUCCAAGUUUUCUCCGAUUGCUGGCAAGCGUUACUUAACGACGUCACCAACCUGGCCAAAGAAGUAUCGGAGCUCUUACAAGACCGCGCAACAGAAAAACAUGUUUACAUGUCUCUUCCUCGACCAGGCAAACAUGGGACCACUAGUAAACCACUAAAGCCGGGCAAGCUCGACUCUGAGGAGCAAGCGAAAAUAGCUAAAGCUGGUUUAGAAAUGAAAUUGAUCACAAGCGAAAUGGACGCCGAAACGGACAGAUGGACGGAAGCGCAUAACGCCGCACAACAACAAAGUGUGUCUGCAAGAGGAAUAGAAAGAGAAUCAGCUGUUGGAACGGCCAAUCAAGGAAUGGUUGGUGGCGUUGGCAAUGAAGCGGUCAGCAGUAGUGGACCCGGCGUGCCGGUGAGUCCCACUAAUGGCGGUCUGGACGAGAACAAUGACAUCGUCAAAAGGGCGAAGAACAUGUCUUCAAUGGCCUUUAGCAUGUAUCAGUUCACACGGGGCGAGGGCACGCUCAAGACGACGCAGGAUCUCUUCACUCAAGCAGAAUAUUUCGCCGAAGAAGCCAAUCGGCUGUAUAAAGUGGUCAGGCAAUUCUGCUAUCAGGUGCCGGCUGGAACGUUGAAGAAAGAGUUAUUGGACUACGUUGAUCAAAUUCCGACGUACGUUCAACAGUUGCAGUUCACCGUGAAAAACCCGACCGUUGGCAAAGCGGCGACCUUCACCAAAGUGGACGCCGUCAUCCAAGAGACGAAAAACUGCAUGAAUUGCGUAUCGAAAGUGGUCAGCACUUGCUUCGAGUGCGCCAACAAGCAUAACUUGUAUAUGUCGGACACAUUGGUGUCGGAAACCAUGGCAAGCAGCACAAGCGAGGACCAUCAUACACCUUCGCCGUCGAUGAUGUCCAAACCAGUCAACGACAUUCAGUCCAGACUAGGGAAGUACAACCUGGACUUCCGUGGAUUGUCACCCCGUGGGCGCUCUCCAGGACAGCGAGGUGACGACGACGGCGGUGGUGCCGGAGGUGGGUCGGAAGGUGGCAAGGCGAGUGGAGGGGCAGGCGGUGACCCGUCCAUCUGACAGUUUGGGAUGGCCCGAAGGGGCAAAGGGGAUUCACGAAGGACCCGCGUUUCAUUUUUGCUCUUUUAACAAAGCCAAAAUCCUGUCAUAGCAACGGCUAAAUAACCAAGACAACAACUACAAGUGAAACAUUCGAUGACAAACAAAUUUCAUUUUCGAUAUGAGAGAUAGUCACGAUUUAACAACAGCAUACCAAUUACUAUUACGGUGGGCAAAUAAAAAAAAAACGCGGACGACAAAAAGACAUUACCUGCAGGUAUCACCUCCAUCAAAAACAAGUACACAAUUAAAAACUGGCUUGGUCAAGACAAUUGAUUUCUGUCGAGAUGUACUGUCUAUACUAUGUUUGCCGUAUUUGCACAGUUUGAUCGAACAACGUGAAUAUUUCACCCCUUCCUUUUUUGUUAUUUAACGGUGUUACGACACUUUCAUCUUCCACUCUUGUAGGCUAUUUAUACGGUCGACUCGUAAACAAGACGGAAAAACGGUUUAGUGUAGUAAUCAAACGAUAGAGCACUGUUUGAAUUCUUUGUUGAGGAUUUAUACGUAAGAUGAUUGUACACUGUUAGUCGGAUAUGCCUCUUCCCACAUUUUUUUACCACCUGAAAUGUUACACGUAUUCGUUAUUUACGGCCAAUCCAGAGAGAGGAAACUGUUUAAAAUCGAUUGUGCAAUUUACUUGAGUCUACCGUAAGAGCUCGUAGCUGUUUUGUUUUUUUAACUGUUCCAGUAAAAUUUAGGUUAAUGAAAGAAAAAAAGUUGUGAAGUUUAAAAAAAAAUUACAAUUCUAUUUCUACCCAGGUAAAAAAAAAAAAGAAUUUUCCGAUUUUAGAAUCACGUAAUUCGUAAACGGAAUUCUUGCUUAACGACGACAGUUAUAGUUAGAAAAUGAUGGUGAAACGUUAUCUGCCUUGUUUCGUAAUCCAAUUGAGAACUUUGAAAAUUCAAUGACGAAAGAUAAUUAUUCACAAAUGAUUAAUGGAGACGGUAAGAAAAGAAAAAAAGUCUACCAAAUUAUCCAACACUGAAUGAUGACAUUAUCUUCAUGUUAUACAGUCUUAGGGACAAACUUUGCCAAAUUAGUUAUAGUCAAUUCUUUGAAUGAAUUUAUGGAAAACUGAUCGCCAAUACCUUAAAAGACGUCAACGUUUUGUCUAAAUUUCUCUUUAGAUUAUCUACUCCAUAUUGGUGAAUAUUAGUUGACACAAACCUAUUCGGGAAUGUUUUUCUUUAUUUCUUCUUCUUUUAUUAUUCAUCCAGCACAGGUUUUUCAUGUUCAAGAAUAUCUCAAAGUGUGGAUUCUGUGUCUCCCAAGUUGUUGAUUUUUGUAAACGGAUGGAUAAUCACUUAAUUGUUCGGCGAUUGUUGUUUCGGUUUCUACCAUUGUUCCAUUUCUUCAGAUUUAUGGUCUUUCGAUGUUUCUAUGUCAUCCACCAUUGUUCGCCAUUGCGUAAUGAACUAAAUCUGCCUUCAGUGUAUAUCUCUCAACCGAAUGUUGUUUAUUGUCAUAUAGACUAUGUUGAUGUUUAAGAAAAAGAAAAAAAAAAUUAACGAAGCACGGUAAUAAUGAUGGAAAUUUAUUUGUUCACUCUCACCAUACAAUCAAUCUUCGUUCAGCUGUUGCAUGUAGGCAAUCUGCCACAAAAAUAUCUACAGUUCUAUGACGAGCCAUCUGAUGUGUAAUAAAUCUGAUGGACGUGCUGUAAAUUGUGUUUAUGUAAAUCAAAUAAACAAAUUUAAAACAUA